Molecule: messenger RNA, 4083 nt
Organism: Fusarium graminearum PH-1
Lineage: Eukaryota; Fungi; Ascomycota; Sordariomycetes; Hypocreales; Nectriaceae
Exons: 10
Coding region: 1-4083 (1360 amino acids)
Biological process (GO): vacuolar acidification
Cellular component (GO): RAVE complex
Molecular function (GO): protein binding
Source: RefSeq, a predicted model, not a curated record
AUGUUUAUUGUGUGGAUUCGGCGGUUGUUAGGUACUAAGCUUCCCUGCGCCGAAGCUAUCAAGUAUCUACUCCAACAUUCGUCCUUUGCGCUUGAGCAUAGCGCCGUCGUACUCCUCGAGAAAUGCGCGCAAAUUGUGCUCCUUGAUAGCAUGAAGGCCGUCUUGCCGGGAAACCCGCGCUCGAGGCUCCAAGGGCUAGCCUCGGGUUACUGGGACUCUCGACACAUCAACAACCAACUCAACCGAUACUUGCGAGCUUUGAACUCGACUAACGAGGGUGUAUCGCGAUGCCAUGGAAUUCUGCAGACAGUCUACGACGAGGGAGAACAAACCCUGGAAGCCAUCGCAUUUGAUGAGGCGACAGGCAAGAUUGCUACCUGCACGCUGACACAAGUUCGCGUGUAUAAACCACUUGGAUCGCGCGAGGACACAUUGAAGUGGGCUCUUCAAACGACUUUCGACAUUCCUUUCCCCAACCCCGACGAAACGCCGUGUACAUUAUCCUGGGGCAGCUCCGAGGAGCUUCUGGUGGCCACUCAAUGCAUAUACCUAUUCGAUACCAAGACCGAACCGAGGUGUCUCUGGCAGAAAGAGCUGCCGAGUAUCGCCAAAUAUGCCAUAUUAUCAUAUGACUCGAGAUACAUCGCUUCGACGGGCCAUCAUGAUCACUUAAUCAAGGUCUGGCGCAGACUCAAUUUUGGUGCCGACCAAGUUCGCUUCGACCUCACAUAUCUUCGACACCCGAACAUUAUAACAUCGGUGAGGUGGCGCAGGCCAUUUCACGUAGAACAGGCCUCGGAUAACGUCUUGUACACCGUAUGCCUUGAUAAAUGCAUCCGCGUGUGGACGCCGACCGACACGCCUGAUGGGAAGCACUGGCAACUAUGGGGUCAGGUUGAUGUUUCUGCACCGUCGCAAGAAAACCCAGAAGGGGUUGACAUGCGCUUUGCUCUAGUUCUCGACGGAAGAGAUUUCACAGCUUCCGUUGAACAAGCCGUGCAGGCGCGAAUGUCUGACGACUUGAAUACUGACGACCCUGUCGCUCUCGACCACCUGGUCGCAAUCGCAACCAAAAACCCAGAGAUCUGCAUAGCCUUCGAUGGGAAAGGAAUUAUGUCAGCCUGGGCCCUGGAGAACGUUGGUAGCACCACUGCGAGUUCGCCAACUCUCUUCAAGGUGGCCCAAGUUACCGACGUUCAUUUUGAACUUCUUGGUAAAUUUCUACCAGUUCACGAGACCCCACAUACCGAAAUCCAGACGUAUUGCGACAAAGAAAGUGGUGUCUUCAGUGGAAGCGUUGCCGAUUUAUUCGAUCCCACCACAAACGAUCGGCGCCUCUCAUUACAGACGAUCUGGUCUGGUCAUUCGUCUUCUAUCACCAAGAUUGUACGAAACUACAGCGGCAGAGCAGUGGUCUCUCGCACACAAGAUGGCGAGAGCAUUGUCUGGAAACAUCUAUUGGCCCCCCAGGAUAACUCAGGCCUUGCUCUUACAAGGGCGAGCGUCAUACCAGAAAAGGGGCAUAUACAUCGAAUAUGUGUGUUGAGAAAGGGGCGGUUCGUGGUAUUCCUUCGCCACGAAACUAUUUCGCUUUGGGAUUGCAGGACUCGCCGAGCUGCUCUCCUCGCCCAAUGUGAUUACAAGGCUACGGGAAAACCACUUUGCCUUAUCAUAUUGCCUCGGUCAGAUGUCAAGAAUUAUACCGUCGCCCACAUCGCAACUAUAACCUCGGAAGGGCAAGGCAUUGUGUGGGAGAUUCAAUUGCCUAGUUACUUCGACGAUCCAAAAACACUAGUUGGCGCAGGUCUUGAAGAGCUGAGCCGUUUCGAACUAAAAGACAUAAAGAACCUGGCAUACGUUCUGCCAGUAGAUCCUGCUGGCUCUCAGCCUGUUGUCUCAGGAUUUCUAGAUAUCUUUGCUCGCGACGUCGCCAUUUCUUAUACUCACACAGGCCGCGUGGACUUCUGGACUGCACGAGUUGACCCUGAACAGCGUAGUGUCGGAUGGCUAUCCACAUGCACCACAGAGACGGGUAUUUCCCAGCCAGCAUUGGUUAGUGGAAGUACCUUGAAGAAGGCCGCUCUGGUGAAUAUGUCGCGAUCGCAGCUUACAAUCUGGGACAUUGGUGGUGCUCGUCUUGAGUACGAAAAUAACUUCCAAGAACACCAGGUUAUACAAGACUUGGACUGGACAUCAACGCCUGAUGGUCAAUCGAUCCUCGCCGUCGGCUUCCCUUAUCGAGUUAUCCUACUUUCCCAAAUGCGAUUUGACUAUCUCAACAAAGGCCCAGCUUGGGCUCAGAUUCGCGAGAUCAGCAUUCGAGAACUUACACCACACCCAAUUGGCGACUCAACCUGGCUGGGCGAUGGCCACUUGGUUAUUGGCGCAGGUAACCAAAUGUUUGUACAGGACAGACAUGUUGGGGUCUCUGAGUCGACGAAGGCGGAUCUGCGGCUUCCCUUACGUAAAGACGGCAACUUGGACCUGUUCCAGGUUGUCCAACGGUUCAACGGUCCUUUGCCAGUAUUUCACCCCCAGUUUCUCAUUCAAUGCAUUUUAUCAGGGAAAGCCAAGCUUGUACGGCGCAUCCUAGUGAACUUGUAUAAGACGUUAAAGUACCAUAUCGAAGGCGAGACUCUGGAUGACUACCUGGGGAUGGAUAUAACCGAGUUCUAUGUACCUGGGCAAAGCCACACCCUGGCCAGUGACAGGUCCAACGGCGUCUAUCUCAAUGGAAACCAGACUGAUGACAUCGAUGAUGAAGAUGUUUUCACCGAGCAGACUGCCGUAUCGAUUAAUGAAAAAUUAGUCAAGACUAACAUUGCACAACUUUCUGGACACGAGCAAAUUCAACUAGCAGACAUUGUCGAAUGUGUAUCGCUUGUUGAACGUCACCGUCGUUCGAUGGACGAAAACGGGGCUCGAUUUAUGCUGCUGUUCCGUCAACAUGCUCUCCGCAAAGGACGCACUAAUGAAAUGCAUCUAUCAUGGCGAGAAAUCAAUUGGGCCUUUCAUUCCAACAGCCAAGAUAUUCUAGUAGACUUUGUAUCGCGACAGAACCAUGGCAACAUGCUGUGGGAGCACGCCCGUGAGAGUGGCUUGUUCAUGUGGUUGACCGAUCCAACUGCGCUGAAAGCUCAGUUUGAGCUGAUCGCCCGCAAUGAAUAUACGAAAAACGAAGUCAAGAACCCAGUUGACUGCAGUUUAUAUUACCUUGCCCUUCGCAAGAAAACCAUUCUUCAAGGCUUGUGGAGAAUGGCGAACUGGAAUAAAGAACAGGCAGCGACCCAUCGAUUAUUAGCAAACAACUUUGAAGACCCCAAAUGGAGAUCGGCGGCUCUGAAGAACGCCUAUGCUUUGCUCAGUAGGAGACGUUUUGAGUAUGCCGCUGCGUUUUUCCUUCUUGCUGACCACCUCCAUGACGCCGUUCAGGUCUGCUUGAAUCAACUCAAAGACAUGCAACUUGCCAUAACUAUAUCUCGGGUAUAUGAAGGCGAUGACGGACCGGUACUGCGCCGACUCCUCCAAGAUACAGUUUUGCCACUCGCAGCUCAAGAAGGCAACCGCUGGCUGGCUGCGUGGGCAUUCUGGAUGCUUGGCCGGAAGGAUGUCGCUGUACGAGCACUCAUUACUCCGGUUUACACACUCCUGGAAACACCUUGCUCCCCCGACAUCAAGUCUCGGCUGUACCUUACUGACGACCCUGCUUUGGUCGUACUCUAUUCUCAUUUGCGUCACCAAACGUUACAGACUUUAAGAGGAGCCUCUAAGAUCACCCCGAAAGUCGAGUGGGAGUUUGUGCUACACAGUGCAAAGCUGUACGACCGAAUGGGUUGUGAUCUCCUCGGGUUGGAUAUAGUACGGAAUUGGGAGUUCCAGAAGUCCCCAGGACCAAGUGGCCUUGGUGGGGAGGUCAACCCCCUUAAGCUGCUUCGAAGGAGAAGCUCGCUAGUAGUUGCUGACUUGCCAUCACCCACUCUUCGCUUUGAGUCACAUCGAGAGAACAAGAAGACGGUCAAGGCGCCCCCAACGACUUUUGAGGAGCCAGAUGCAGGGUCCCUUCUGGAUAGCUUUGGGUUUUGA